Rotaria sordida is the source of this 2235-nucleotide messenger RNA. NCBI's taxonomy places the organism in Eukaryota, Metazoa, Rotifera, Eurotatoria, Philodinida, Philodinidae. The record is from the annotation of a GenBank genome assembly.
AUGUCAACCAAUAUUAUUUCAAUAAAUGAAAAUAAUUUAAUAGAUCAAUGUAUAUCAAUUUUAAAGCAUGAUGGUGUUUUAGCUGUACCAACUGAUACAAUUUAUGGUCUUGCAGCAUUAGUAAAUAAUGAAAAAGCUAUACGUAAAAUUUAUGAAAUUAAAGGUCGAUUAUUUACAAAACCAUUAGCAAUAUCUGUUGGUCAUGUUGAUGAUUUAUUUAUUUGGUCAAAACCAACAUUAACAAAAGAACAAUUAUCUACGGGUGAUCUUCUUCCUGGUCCAGUAACACUUAUGUUUGAAAGACAAUCAUCAUUACCUUCAUACUUUAAUCCAAAUAUAAAUAAUGUAGCUAUUCGUAUACCAAAUUGUCAAUUUAUGAUUGAUUUAGCACAACGUUUACAAGAACCUCUUGCUUUAACAAGUGCAAAUAUAUCAAAUGAACCAAGUUCAAUUUCUAUUAAUGAAUUUAAACAAUUAUGGUCACAAAUUGAUUUAAUUAUUGAUGGUGGUUUAUUAACAUCAAAUGAUCGACGUGGUUCAACAAUUAUUGAUCUAUCUGAAAAAGAUUUUCAAAAAGUAAUGUCUUUAUCAAAAUUUGAAAAUUUAGCUAAUGAAAUUCUCUUGGAUAUUUUUGAUUAUCUUCGACCACUUGAUUUAAUUCAUGCAUUUGGUAUGCUUAAUAAUCGUUUAGAAAAUGUAAUUAUUCAACGUGGAAUGCAUGUUGAUCUAUCGACAAAUAUAUCUUUUAAUGAAUUUAAUGAAUAUUGUACAAACAUUUUUCUUAAUUAUUCAUCAUGUAUUUAUUCAAUUCGUUUAUCUAAUAUUGAAACAUGUGGUGGAAUAAAAUUAUUUUUAACAAAAUUUUCACAUAUUGAUAUAACAUUUCCUAAUUUAUCAACAAUGUCAUUUAUUGAACCAAAUGAAUAUGAAUAUAAAGAAAUAAUUAAAUUAAAACAUUUAUCAUCAAUUCAUAUCAAAUCUUAUAAAACAUAUGAACAAAAAAUUCAACUUGGUCUUGUUUUCGAUAUUCCAUAUUUAAAAACAUGUGUUCUUUCAUACGAUGAUGUUUUAUCUACAAACAAACUUCGACCAAAUUCUUAUCUCAAUCGACUUGUUCUCGAUAGUUUUUAUAUAAAUGAUCUUCAUACACUUUUUCAUUUUUAUCCUUUACUUAAACAUCUUACUAUUCAUCGACUUCUUGUUAAUUUUCAAGGUUUUUUACCACCAUUUAAUACAUCAUUUCAAACACUUCAUACAUUGAAACUUAAUUGUAUAUAUACAGUACGAUUUGAUUAUAUUGUACAUAUACUUUCAUUUUUACCACGACUUUUUCGACUUACAAUAAUUGCUAUUGGAAUUGAUUUUUUAAAUUCAGAACGAUGGUUACGUAUAUUAACAUCAUUAGAACAAUUACGUUUUCUUAUAUUAGAUAUUAAAGCAGUAUCAGUAACAUUUGAUGAUGAACUUUCAUCAUCAUUUUUAACUGGAUUUUGGCGUCAAUGGCAUAUAGCUGUUGAUUAUUCACAAGAUAAUAAUAAAUUUCAUCUAUUUACUGCACCUUAUCGUCGUCUUUCAUUUAUUAGUACAAUACAUUGUUUACCUGUAACGGAAGCACCGUAUAAUGCGUUUACUUCUGUUACAGAUCUUUAUUUAAAAACCAAUACGCCAAUGCAGGUUUAUACUCAACGAAUAUAUCCGAAUGUACGUGCUCUUCAAAUAUAUCAAAAUGCUAUUGUUCCAGUUAAUUAUUCAAUAUUACUUACACAACUUCAUACUAUGCUUAAUUUAUAUAAAUUAGUUCAUUUUGAACUUUUCAUUCCGUUACCUACAUCUAUUUUUCUAGGUUUAUUAAAAUUUACACCAUGUUUACGUUAUUUCAAAACUGAUUAUGAUAUUCUUAUGACUCUAACAAAUUGUCUUCAAAAUAAUGAUGUAUGUUCUCAAUUACAUGAUAAACUUGAAAAAUUUGUAUUACGUCGUGGUACUCUACCGAUUGUUGAUAGUAAUCGUUUUCUUCAAAUAUUUUCAAAUGUAAAACAUUUACAAAUUAAUUUAAAUACUAUACAUGAUUUAAGACAAAUUGCAAGUAAAUUUGUUAAAAAUAUGACUAAUCUUCUAACAUUAAAUAUUUGGCUCAUUAGUACUAAUGAACCAAAUGAUACACUUCAAUGGGAAGGUAUUGUUAAUAAUGUAAGCUAUGAAAUAGCUAAACGACAUAUUAAAAUUUGGAAAUAA